Arachis duranensis is the source of this 1408-nucleotide messenger RNA. RefSeq names its product malate dehydrogenase, glyoxysomal. Gene Ontology annotation, molecular function: L-malate dehydrogenase (NAD+) activity. The record is from RefSeq and is a predicted model, not a curated record. NCBI's taxonomy places the organism in Eukaryota, Viridiplantae, Streptophyta, Magnoliopsida, Fabales, Fabaceae. The transcript is spliced from 10 exons. Gene Ontology annotation, cellular component: chloroplast; cytoplasm. Bases 228 to 1199 code for a protein of 323 amino acids. Gene Ontology annotation, biological process: tricarboxylic acid cycle; malate metabolic process.
GACUACUUGCUUGAUUACAAAAAAGAUUUGGACUAGUAGCAUAACUAAAAAAAAUGAGUGAUGAGAUUGGAAGGUCGGUCCAAACAGCAGUGUGCAAACGGCGAUCUUGAAGAUCGAAGAUAGAACCAAAUUGUUAACAUAUUCGGAUAAAGAUCAUCAUUCAAUUCAUAUUCAUUAUUCACAUUCCAAGUUGCAACCACCAUCACUUGCCUGAGAAAUUCACGACUAUGAGUGUGCAGCAAAAUUCAGAUGUGAAUGUGCGAAUUGCGAGAAUCGCCUCCCAUCUCAACCCUCCCAAUCCCAAGGUGGAGGGUGAUGGUGAUGGGUGCUUGACGCGUGCACAUUGCAGAUCCAAAGGUGCUGCUCCGGGGUUCAAAGUGGCCAUUUUGGGGGCUGCAGGUGGCAUAGGACAGCCUCUCUCCAUGUUGAUGAAGAUGAAUCCUCUCAUCUCCGUUCUCCACCUAUACGACGUCGUCAACACCCCCGGCGUCACUGCUGAUGUCAGCCACAUGGACACUGGCGCUGUUGUACGGGGAUUUUUGGGGGCAAGCCAACUUGAGGAUGCCCUUACUGCAAGGUUCUGUCCCAAAGCUGUUGUCAACAUCAUAAGUAAUCCUGUUAACUCCACGGUUCCAAUUGCUGCUGAAGUUUUCAAAAAAGCUGGUACUUAUGAUCCUAAGAAACUUUUGGGAGUGACAAAGCUUGAUGUUGUUAGAGCCAAUACAUUUGUGGCAGAAGUUCUAGGUGUUGAUCCAAGGGAUCUGGAUGUCCCUGUCGUUGGGGGACAUGCAGGAAUCACUAUUUUACCUCUUCUUUCUCAGGUUAAACCUCCAAGCACUUUCACCCCAAAAGAGGUUGAGUACCUGACAGAUCGCAUACAAAAUGGUGGAACUGAAGUUGUUGAGGCCAAAGCUGGAGCUGGCUCUGCAACUCUAUCAAUGGCAUUUGCUGCUGCUAAAUUUGCAGAAUCAUGCCUCCGUGCACUGAGAGGGGAUGCCGGGAUCAUUGAAUGUGCAUAUAUUGAUUCACAGGUGACUGAAAUCCCAUACUUUGCCUCAAAAGUGCGACUUUCCCGUGGUGGGGUUGAGGAAGUUCUUCCUCUUGGUCCCCUAAAUGAUUAUGAGAGGGAGAGUUUGGAAAAGGCCAAGAAAGAGUUAGCAAGUAGCAUCGAGAAAGGUGUUGCUUUCGUCAGAAAAUGAGAGCAAGCCCAUGAUACCAAUUUUACAUAGAAAUCCAAGUCAUCUUAGAUCCUGAAAAUAAGUUGCAGUAUUGUGCUAUGUCCAAGUUGAGACAUCAAUUUUUUAAUUGGAAAUAUGUAAUUUAUAUAUUGGUAUCUUUCUGGAAUUAUGUAAUAAAAAUGGAUCAUUUUCGAUACAUCAUCAUACAGCAAACAUGUAAUGAUGGGGAA